AUAGAAGAAGACACGUGUCUACUGCGCAUGCCCAACAAUCCACGACACAAGCUUGAAUCCAUGCUCGUUUUGUUUUUCUUUUCCACAGCCAUUUGAAGUCUGGUUUGCGUUUCUUUAAAAUGCCACCAAAGGGCAAAGGUGGUGGCAAGGGAGCUAAAGGAGCUGCGUCAGGAAGUGCAGAUGCUGAGAAGAAAGAUAAAGCGCCUAAAGGAGGCACUGCUGUCAAGGUGCGUCACAUCCUCUGUGAGAAACACGGAAAAUGUAUGGAGGCAAUGGAGAAACUGAAGUCGGGAGUUCGCUUCAGCGAAGUAGCAUCGCAAUACAGUGAAGACAAAGCAAGACAAGGAGGGGACCUGGGUUGGAUGACGCGAGGAUCCAUGGUUGGACCUUUCCAGGAUGCUGCUUUCGCCUUGGCUGUUUCUUCCAUGGAUAAACCUGUUUACACGGACCCCCCAGUCAAGACCAAAUUUGGUUACCACAUCAUUAUGGUGGAGGGGAAAAAGUAGCAAGAAGAAACACUGACUGAGGACAUGCACUUCUACAUUGUGCUUUGAUGCAAUGUUUGGUAAAUUAUAACGUCUCGUUGUACACUACCAUAAUAUUUUUUAAUAAAAGCUUACCAGCGACGCUAACACAACUCAUCUUUGUCAAGUGACAAGAAUAUAAGUCUCUAAAGAUUAAACAUUAAGUUGUACACAAUAAAUAAGACCGUUAUAUGCAAGGUAGUGCAACUAAAACUAAUCAUGAGGCAUGUUUAUGUGGCUGUUCAUUGAAAAGUAAAAUAAAUAUGAUUUAUUAAAA
Nerophis ophidion (straightnose pipefish) is the source of this 801-nucleotide messenger RNA. RefSeq names its product protein (peptidylprolyl cis/trans isomerase) NIMA-interacting, 4 (parvulin) (gene pin4). The transcript has 4 exons. Gene Ontology annotation, biological process: rRNA processing. The record is from RefSeq and is a predicted model, not a curated record. Lineage: Eukaryota; Metazoa; Chordata; Actinopteri; Syngnathiformes; Syngnathidae. Gene Ontology annotation, molecular function: peptidyl-prolyl cis-trans isomerase activity; DNA binding. Bases 120 to 506 code for a protein of 128 amino acids.